This is a messenger RNA of Guillardia theta CCMP2712, 846 nucleotides long. RefSeq lists its product as hypothetical. The record is from RefSeq and is a predicted model, not a curated record. NCBI's taxonomy places the organism in Eukaryota, Cryptophyceae, Pyrenomonadales, Geminigeraceae. The coding region runs from base 133 to 690 and encodes 185 amino acids. The transcript has 3 exons.
CUCCGACACCCGAGUCCGACAAGGAUGGUGGGGCGACGUGGAGGAGCGGACAGAGGGAGGGAGAGGAGGUGCUUGGAAGAAGCAAGAGGAUGGGACAUGGGAAUUUAAAAGGCUGGUUCGUUGGAUCCUUGCAUGUGGAACGAGUUUUCUUCGAGGUUGGAGGCUCCUGUGUCGAACCGUCCAGACUUUUCUGAAUCCCCCAGCGCUGGAAAGUCGUAUCCUUUGGACCACGAUCGCCCUCGAGACACUAAUGACACACUUACUCCCAGCCAGAGGCGAUUGGUCAGCAAGUACUCCGAAAACACGACUCCAAGUGAUCAAAAAGGCGGAAACCACUAUCCAUUAAGAAAACCGCCAAAGGCUACUAUUCCUCGAGAUUUGAUCCGGGAUCUACAUGCGAAAACUGCAUCUCUCCAACAACAGUUGCGUACAGCUACAGAUCAAGUUCGAUUGCUGCACACAGAGAACGAGUCAUUACUACAGUCAGCUUCAUAUGAGCAAGCUCUCAAGUACCUGGACACUGUAUCGCCAUACAGUGCGGUAGCAGAUCUCUCCCUCCAAUCCCAUGUAUUGAACUAUCCCUACCCGCUGUCUCCCAGAUCGCCGAAAGUCUUAGCAGGUACUCCAUCCAACGAUGAAUCCGCCAUACGACCGAUGCAAGGUGCAAGGAGCACCUUUACGUGCAUAUAGGAUCAGGGUAUGGAGAAGCUGACACCGUAAUGGUGGAGAGCUCCGACAAUUUGUAAUUGGAUGACUAUCAGCUCGUUCGACGCCAUCAAAGUAGCUGUUUGGACUUCCAACAAUUCUGAAAUUCAGGAUGUAGAGUAAAUGAACAUGGGAAAGAUC